CCUGCCCACACACCCGCAUCCGCACGCUGCUGCCAUCAUGGGCAUGGACAUUGAGAGUCUGGCGCGGGCCAUUGCCGAUCGAUCGCCACAGCAUGCGCAUGUCUCUGCCUCCGCCACACUCGAGGCGUACAUCGCCGCCAUGGUGGCCGCCGCUCCGCUCAACGCUCUCGUCGCAGAUCGGUUCGACCAAGCCCGCGUAGAGGCUUCUGCCAUUGAUGCUGCGCUGGAGGCCGGCAAGGAGGUCGGCGAGUAUGCCGGCGUGCCUAUCACUGUCAAAGAGUGCUUUGCCGUAGCCGGCAUGCCGAACACAUCCGGCGUGGCGGCCCGGACUGGCGUACGGGUGCCGCCUGGUGGCGACGCGCCGGUUGUCACCGCGCUCAAGGCUGCAGGCUUUGUCAUCAUGGGCGUGACCAACGUGUCCGAGGCCUGCAUGUGGUUUGAGUCCCACAACAGUGUCUACGGCACAACUUGCAAUCCGUAUGAUCUGUCGCGGACAUGUGGUGGGUCUUCGGGCGGGGAGGCCGCGCUGGUCGGCGCCGGCGCAAGUCUCGGCGGGGUCACCUCAGACGUCGGUGGCUCGACCCGAAUGCCAGCGUUCUUCAACGGUGUCUUUGGCCUCAAGCCGAGUCCAGGCAGAGUGCCCAAUCUCGGCCAGUAUCCGCUCGGCGAAGGCGAGAUCCAGCACAUUCUCUCGACCGGCCCAGUGGCGCGGCGGGCUGCCGAUCUGCUCCCACUGCUGCGGGUCAUGUCGUCACCAACCGCCGCCACCGCCGCCGCCGCCGCACCCAACGGCCCACUGUGGAACGAGUGGUCAGCAGUGGAAGAGCUGCCGCCACUGCCGCGACAGCUGCCGGCUUUUGAUGCAAGGCGCCUCCGGGUACUGACCUGCCUCACGCAUCCGUGCGAUGUCCCGUUGGCCGUGACUCGCGUCCAGCCCGCGAUGAUUGGCGCGCUCGCGCGGGCAGCCGGCGUGCUGCAGGCGGCCGGCGCGAGCCUCGAGGCGCGCGAGUAUCCGGCGUUUGGCAAGGCCUUUGACAUGUGGUCAGCCAAACUUGCCCUGGCGCGUCGUGUCCCGUUCAAGAGCCACAUCGGCAUCCCGGACCACGAGUGGGUGAUCGGCCACCUUGCCGAGUGCGUUCUUGGCGCCUCGCUGCACACCUUUCCCGCGCUCUUGCUUGCGCUUCUGGAAGACAUUGGGCAGCUGAUGCCAGGUCGCACCCAACGGUCAGCGGCGCUUGCUGAUGAGCUCGGCGCCGAACUCAACGCCGAGUUGAGUGCAAGCAGCGAGGCACAUGACGCGAGCGUUCUGCUCUUCCCGUCGUUCCCGUAUCCCGCGCCGCGACACAAGACGACGCUGUUUGCGCCGCUCGACUGGGUCUUCACUGCGCUGUUUAACGUGCUCAAGCUCCCAGUGGUCCAGGUCCCGAUGGGCAUCGACCACGAGAGCAGACUCCCGCUCGGGGUCCAGGUUGUUGGCGCGCGCGGGAGCGAGGUGCUGCUCCUGCAAGUGGCGGCGGCACUGGAGGCGGCAACCGGCGGAUGGAUGCGUCCCAGCCUCUAA
Molecule: messenger RNA, 1561 nt
Organism: Thecamonas trahens ATCC 50062
Lineage: Eukaryota; Apusomonadida; Apusomonadidae
Exons: 1
Coding region: 38-1561 (507 amino acids)
Source: RefSeq, a predicted model, not a curated record